Medicago truncatula (barrel medic) is the source of this 1179-nucleotide messenger RNA. Its product is annotated as F-box/kelch-repeat protein At3g23880. Lineage: Eukaryota; Viridiplantae; Streptophyta; Magnoliopsida; Fabales; Fabaceae. The record is from RefSeq and is a predicted model, not a curated record. The coding region runs from base 1 to 1179 and encodes 392 amino acids. Gene Ontology annotation, molecular function: protein binding. The transcript has a single exon.
AUGGCCGACGACCGAACCGACAUGGCUUCUUCUCUGCCACUCACGGCUGCCACUAAGAGGCAGCAAUUGAACACCUCCACCGAAACCCUAUCAUCGUCGCUGCUUCCAACUCUUCCGUUCGAUGUGAUCUCUGAAAUUCUCUGCAGGCUUCCAGUGAAGCUUCUCCUACAACUUAGUUGCCUCUGCAAGUCAUGGAAAUCUCUAAUCUCCGAUCCAAAAUUUACAAAAAAGCACCUUCGCAUGUCAACAACGCUCCACCACAUCAUGGUAACCUCUACAGACGACUCACAUGAGUUGGUUCUCUUUGGUUCUCCGAUUUCCUCCGUUCUGUCGAUUUCUAGGGUUACGCAGACACAACUCAGUUACCCUAGUAGUCUCACAUUUGAAUAUGGUGAACGUUCUGAUGUCUGCUCUUGUGACGGCAUCUUGUGUAUAAACGUCUGCUUUCACCCUUCUGCUAUUUUGUGGAACCCUUCCAUCCGAAAAUUCAAGGUAUUGCCUCCUUUGGAAAAAAUUCAAUGCAAGAGAGUUCCGUUUUCAAUAUACAGCUUCGGUUAUGAUCAUUUCAUUGAUAAUUAUAAGAUCAUAGUUGUUUCCUCAUGUAUCAACAAAAGUGAAGUUUGUAUUUUAACUUUAGGUACUGAUUAUUGGAGAAGAAUAAAAGACUUCCCAUAUGAUGGUCCCUUACAUGAAUCGGGAAUAUUUGUGAGUGGCACUGUUAAUUGGCUGGCAAUCGAUAACUCAAGUUCAAAUAGUUCUCUGCGAGCCAUUGUUUCACUUGAUUUGGAGAAUGAGUCGUAUAAAAAGCUUCCACAUCCUGAUUUGGAAAACGAGUUGUGGACCUUGGGGGUGUUAACGGAUUGCUUGUGCAUCUUUACAAGUAGUGAUAUAUUUUUUGAUAUUUGGGUUAUGAAGGAAUAUGGAAAUAAAGAGUCUUGGACUAAAUUGUACAAUGUUCCUUACAUGGAAGAUCGUGGUUUGUCGUCCUAUACCAAGGUUUUGUAUGUUUCCGAGGAUGACAAAAUGCUGAUGGAAUUUUAUGAGUUGGGAAGUAGCAAAUUGAAAUUGGUUGUUUAUGAUUCAAAAAAUGGUACUUUGAAGAUUCCUGUGAUUCAAAACAUCAAUCGUCGGAUGGACCCAAAAGUCUACAUUGAGAGUUUGAUAUCACCUUGUUCUUAA